Messenger RNA from Candidula unifasciata, 2811 nucleotides. The record is from the annotation of a GenBank genome assembly. Lineage: Eukaryota; Metazoa; Mollusca; Gastropoda; Stylommatophora; Geomitridae.
AUGUCUAGCAGAAAGAUCCUGAUGUUGUAUUUAUGUAUUUCUGUGCUUGUUACAAUCAAUUUUCAGGUUUUUUCUUCUGCCAAAAGAGUCGGGGAAAUUGAUAUUGAUGCAUAUAGAGAGAAAGUGAGACGCAUGUUUUAUCAUGCUUAUGAAGGGUACCUUACUCAUGCUUACCCGUAUGAUGAUUACUCUCUUACUUUGAUUGAUGCAAUGGAUACCCUGGCUGUUAUGGGUAACUAUUCAGAAUUCAGGCGCAUUGCACACAUCCUGUUUGACAAAGGAGAGAGCUUCUUCGACAUAGAUAUCAAUGUUUCUGUUUUUGAAACCAAUAUCAGAAUUGUGGGUGGUUUAUUGUCUGCCCAUUUAAUGAUGAAGCGGGCAGGAAUGGAGGUGGAGCCUGGCUGGCCAUGCAGUGGUCCUCUCCUGAGAAUGGCUGACAACAUUGCCCGAAAAAUUCUGCCAGCUUUUGACACACCCACUGGGAUGCCGUAUGGGACAGUCAAUCUUAGACAUGGUGUUCCCAAGGGAGAGACAACUGUCACGUGCACGGCUGGUAUCGGGACAUUUAUUAUUGAAUUUGGAACAUUGAGUCGCCUCACCGGGGAUCCUGUGUUUGAGAAGACAGCCAUUCGUGCCAUACGGUCAUUAUGGAAAUACAGGUCACCUCUUGGACUGCUCGGCAAUCACAUUGAUGUAGGUACUGGGAAAUGGACAGCCCAAGAUUCCGGAAUAGGAGGGGGUAUUGACUCUUAUUUUGAGUACCUGGUCAAGGGGGCAAUCAUGUUUAAUCAUUCCAGAACUCCUGCAUAUUCAGUAAAAAAAUAUCUGAAAAGAGAUGAUUGGUACAUGUGGGCACAGAUGACCAAGGGGACAAUAACACUGCCACUUUUCACCUCUUUAGAUGGAUACUGGCCUAGUGUUAAAGGCAUGCUGGGUGACCUUGAUGAGGCCAUGAAGACUAUGCAUAACUUCCAUCAGGUCUGGAGGCAGUUUGGGUUCACACCAGAGUACUACAACAUACCAAAAGCUGAAGUUCAUGGUGGGAGAGAAGCAUAUCCUCUGAGACCAGAAAUUAUUGAAAGUGCCAUGUACUUGUACAGAGCUACCAAAGAUCCCUACCUGCUGGAGAUAGGAGUGGACAUUGUGGAAGCUGUGGAGCACAGUGCUAGGACUAGCUGUGGAUAUGCUACGGUGAAAGAUGUGAGAGACCACAUGUUGGAGGACCGCAUGGAGUCAUUCUUUUUGGCUGAGACCACCAAAUACCUCUACCUUCUCUUUGACCCCGACAACUUUAUACACAACAACGGCAGCCACGGAGACGUGGUUACAACCCAGGGAAGCACAUGUGUCAUUGAAGCUGGAGGAUAUAUCUUCAACACUGAAGCACACCCCAUAGAUCUUGCAGCUGUCCACUGUUGCAGUGCUGUGAAGAAAGAAGAUGACAAACUGCUGCAGGAAUUCCAUGAUAAUUUGGAUUUACUGUCUCUUCUGGAUAUAGUGGAUGAAAGUGAUUAUGACUGGAUUGAAAGUGAGAAAAAGAAGAAAAAGAAGAAGAAAACAGAAGAAGAUAUAAAAGGUGAGAAAAUUAUAAACGUUUUGGACAGACAGUCAGGGGAGGAGGAUAGUACAGCAGUGUGUCAGGAAAAGAGUACAGUUCAGAAUGACGAACCACAAAUAUCUGAUGAUGUCACAGAGGUUGGAACCAAAGCAGAUAAAAGUACAGGCACCAGAGCAAGUGAAGAACCUGAGCAUGACCAAACGAAGAGAAAGCACCAUCUCCAUGUGGUUGAUAUAGCCAGCUUCACUGAAGCUGAGAGGAAUUUGACUCGAAUCUUCAUGGAAGAGCUGAAGAUGGACUCCAUCAUGAAGAACAUUUCUGCUGUGAUAGCUGAAAAGUUGAAACAUCAGUACAAGGAAACUGAAUAUGAACGGCUGGCUAUUGAUACUGCUAGAAAGAUACUUGAAGCUGGGAGUGAGGUCAAUGUUGAGAACACAACUGAUGCAUCUGGAGGGGAAGCUUCUGAUGUGACUAAAGAAAAUGCUGAAAAGGAUUCUGAUAAAAAUGUUAAAGAAGCUCAUGAAACUGAAAGACAGGAUCAUGUUAGUAACCCUACGGAUGAUCACAUAGUCAGGACUGCAAUGAAAACAGAGCCAGUUGAAGCUGAAAAUAAAGACACAGUGCCAGAAGAUUCAUCAAAAAAUACAGAAAAAACAACAAAUCUUAUGGAACCAGGUAUUAAAAUUACUGUUAAAAGAAGUGAUGGUUCAGAGGAAGUAGUUUCAGAACUUCAGCAGACCAGCAGUGAUCAGAAUAAGCAACAGAUGAUCAUUUUAAGUGUGGGCAAUGUCAAGCAGGAAGAUUCUGUAGCGCAAAGCGUAGGCCCUCCUUCAACAGAGCCAACAGCAGUAGCUUCAGUUGACUUAAAUUCAGAAAUGGUGAAUCCAACACUUGAAAGGUUCAAAUCCCAUAUUCAGUCUCAGAUUCAGCAUGUGGAGGACCAGAAACAGCAGCAGCUGCAGCAAUCAUCAACAUCAUCAUCAUCACUAGUAACUGAAGCUUCUUUAGAGACUAAAAGAGACAACCUCCUGUCUCUGACCUCAAAAAUUCUAAAAUUAUUUUCCAGUAAGGUUACUGGGGAAAGCAAGGAGGGUGAUGAGGCUGAAAGCCGGACACCGAAUAUAGAAGAUCUGUAUGCCUCCCUAGCCAGUUAUCCUCUAAAUUACUUUCACGAUCCAGCCGCCAUGCAUUGUCAUGCCCAGCCGUUUCAUAGCAGAAUCUCAGUUUAUGGUGAGAUGUUUCCAGAUGAAUGA